Molecule: messenger RNA, 1356 nt
Organism: Myotis brandtii (Brandt's bat)
Lineage: Eukaryota; Metazoa; Chordata; Mammalia; Chiroptera; Vespertilionidae
Product: neural Wiskott-Aldrich syndrome protein-like
Exons: 2
Coding region: 21-509 (162 amino acids)
Source: RefSeq, a predicted model, not a curated record
AGCAGCUCCAAGGUGCCGGGAUGCUCGGGUCCGGGAGCGAACAGCGGGUCCGGGAGCAGAGAGAGCCGCCCAUCCCCGGCUCUAUUGUGGGGAGGCAGCCGAGGCCCCUCGCAUCUCCGUUCCAGGCGGAGGCGUCUGCUGCCAAGGCGCCUCUUCACCUCGACCCUCCGCUACCCAUGCCCACCCGGGCCGUCUCUGUCCCGGCAUUUCCCCGGGACGGCUCGCAGCUGUCCCCAAGGCCUAAUCAAGAUGUCACCACGAGCUCCCACUGUCCAAGUCGCAGCCUUCGCUUAGCAACACCAAACGCCCUCUCCCAUCCUCGGCGGGUGCGAGGAGGAACGCCCCCUCCCCCGCCACACGCGCGCAGCCCCCAUCCCCUGCCUCUCCUCCGUCUCGGGAGUUGUGGCGGCAUCGGCUCCCUCGCCCCGGCGCCCCCUCGCCCCCCGCCGCUGACCGCCUUCUGCCUGAACUUACAUUAUCCUUCCCUGGCCGAGUCCACAGCUCUCUGAGAAGAGGAUGCAAAUCCAACAGCCUGGAAUUCAGAGCCUUCUCCUGCAGGGUCAAGAGACCAACAGAAGGGAGUCCCUCUGCCUGUGGCACUGUCUACACCCACAGGAUCCCACACUCUUAUUUGUUUCCACAAAGUAAAAUGAGGCUAGAAAUAGCUGCCCAACAAUAAUUUAUCUUUAUUUUUUCCUUGGCUAUUUUGUAUGUGUUCUGAGGGAAGAGAGAUGGCCAGUUUGAGAGAAAAUAAUUCCUUUGUGGAUGUUGUGGGGGAGAGGCUGGGUGUAAAAGGUGGGGUGUUCCUCCCAUGUUGGGGAGUAUGGGCUGCAGAUUUAUCUCCCCCCUCCUCCCCUCCCCGCCCCUUGGGGCUGCAGAUUUAAAUUAAGAGGAAAUAAAGAAGAAAUUUUGGGUUGCAUUUUUACUGGAAAAAAGUCAGGACUUAUUUCUGAGCCAACUCCUGAAACAAGCUGUAUCCUGAACCUACUGUGAGGAAGGGGACUGCCCAGAAGCUACAAUUGAACUAACUGUCCUCAGUGAGCAACAAAGACAUCAUGUUUUGUGCUUGAGACUUCAGCCUCUAUUGACUAGAACAAGAUAUAAUUCUGAAACUGCCAAAGUGAAGGCAGCUCCCACCACCCUGGGGCCCACCCAAGAAGCGCUAUUGAAACCUCUCCUGCUUUCCAAUGGUAAGGCUAUUUUCUUCUUUUAAGACUUUAUUUUUAUCUCUGGAGCCACUCUUCUGACUGUUCUCAUGACCUAGGGAGUUGUCUGGAUUCUCUGGUUUUAGGCUGUUAGCGGAGAAGGCUGAAGUUCACCACAUACCACAACGCAAGGUUCGCAGGCCCAUUAAGG